GGUAUUCCAGAAAGCAGGUUCAACACACUCUGAGUCUAUCCCUGAACUCUGAGUUGACUUACUCUGAGUCGGGAAACUCUGAGUAUCCGGUUCCAGAACAGCUGAUCUGAGUUAGUUCAAUCAACUCUGAGUAUGUUAACCUCGAGGUACGCGCGUGCACAACCACUGAAAAAAGCCAUCAUCAAUGGAGCCCCGAUACCACGAGUCACCAUGACAACCGAGAAAAAAAAAAGAUCAACAUAUUUCAGUGCGAAGGAGUUGGAGAUCCUUUUGCUGGGCUACGGAGAAUAUGAGCACAUAUUUCGCCGCGAAUGCAACACAGCUGCAGCAGCGAAGGAGAGAGAGACCGCAUGGGAGAAAAUUGCUGCCCGAGUCAACGCGUGCAAUCCAACAGGAGAAAGGAGGACUUGGAAGCAGCUCAAAAUGAAACAUAAAAACAUCAUUCAAAAAGCCAACAGAAAGAAGGCAGAGGCCCGAAAAACGGGUGGAGGGCCACCUCCACCACCUCUGACAGAGGCUGAGGAGCUGGCUCUCAGCCAAUACAGGGGUCGCCCUGUGGCUGAAGGCAUCCCCGGGGGAGGCUCAUCUGAGCCUGUCACCCCCCAGGACACUAGUGCCUACAUCACAUGCAAUCAGUCUUCACACCUGGCGGUCAAAUACGUCCUGGACGUGUUUCCAAGGACUAUGAACUCCUGGGAGGACUAUGCUCCUAAAGAGGACUAUGCUCCUAAAGAGGACUAUGAACUCCUGAAGAGGUCUAUGAACUACUCCUGA
Molecule: messenger RNA, 774 nt
Organism: Solea solea (common sole)
Lineage: Eukaryota; Metazoa; Chordata; Actinopteri; Pleuronectiformes; Soleidae
Exons: 5
Coding region: 133-774 (213 amino acids)
Cellular component (GO): nucleus
Source: RefSeq, a predicted model, not a curated record